UGAGCCGCUGUUUUCAGUUGUUCGAGCUCAGUAACGAGUUUACCGAACAUGCUUUCGAUAAAUUAAUAGAGAUUUGCAUUUGUUUUCUAUUUUUUUAAAAAAACCCAUUUCAUCGACGUUUUAAAUGUAGAGUUUUAAUCGAACAGCUCGUGCCUGCCUAACACAUUUCCACCAAUAACGGGUAUGUUGCUAGCGUGCUAGUUGUGUUUGGUCUGAGAUUCAUCUAUCGUAACAGUAACUUACCCACAUUUAUCAUCACCAUCUGUAAUCUCAUCUUCGUCUGUAGCACUCAAAACCAUAACGCUGCCAGUGGCAAGCGAUGGAGGUUGGCACAGUUGUGCAAGAAGAAAUGAAAUUUCGGGGGGCUGAAUUCGCUGUCAAGGUCGAGCUGGUGGAGCGGCUACUAAUCGUAGAGAUUUCAGAUGUUGUUACAGCAGACCAGUGGAGAGGAGAGUUUGAUCCUGCCUAUAUUGAAGACCUGACCCGGAAAACUGGGAAUUUUAAACAGUUUCCAGUAUUCUGCAGCAUGCUUGAGUCUGCUGUCAACAAGUCCAGUGAAUCAGUGACCCUUGACCUCUUGACCUAUUCCGACCUCGAGCUUCUGCGGAACAGAAAGGCAGGUGUCGUUGGCCGACCUCGUGCUCAGCCACAGUCUCCUGCCCUCAGCGCUAAACGAUACCUCAUCCUCAUCUACACUGUGGAGUUUGACAGGAUACAUUAUCCACUUCCACUUCCAUAUCUGGGCAAACCUGAUCCUGCAGAGCUUCAAAAAGAGAUCAGAGCUCUGAGGGGCGAGCUGAAAACACUGGGGCUGAGAGGAGACUACAAAGUGUCUGACCAAGAAACACGCAAGCUCCGUGCAGAGUUGGCUUUGGCGAGAGAUGAAAAGGAAGCCUUAGCCAAGGCUCUGGAUCAUCUACAGAUGGUGGGGCCUGGUUCCGCUCCUGGGUCUCGUGGGCUUAGAGAGGCAGUGCGCAGCCUGGAAGAACAGCUGUUGAAGGAAAGGGCAAAAAGCCAGCGCUCUGCAAGCAAGAGGAGCCAAGAACAGCGCCUCCUUCUGGAACAGUUGGAGGAACUCAAAGCAUCAGAACGGGCUUUACGGAUACGUGUUAAAAGUCUGACCACUGAGCUGGCCUUGUUGCGACGCGGUCGAGCGACUCCAGUCAUGUCUGGCCGAAGUAGUCUCAGAGGUGAUGGAGAAGUUCAUCGGUCUUUAUCCAGAGAGCGCAGUCUGACCCGUGUGGGGGUAAGAGCGCGCUCGGGGUCGAGGGAGAGGAUGGAGGACAGGACUCGGAGAUCAGAGGAGAGAAUUAGGAGGGCAGACUCUUCAGGGUCUCGAAAUUGCAUCACAAGACCCUCGCCAUCUCCAACAGGGUCGCGGGUGCCUCGGUUUGACCCUACGGCCUACAUUCAAGAUCGACAACGUCGCCAAAAAGAGGCCGAGAUAAAGAAUCAGAGGAAGAUUAGAAGGGACAUGUUGGCUUCACCGUCUCUGAUGGAAAGAGGCCGUUCACGCUCCAGGGAGCCUGUUCCUCAGCUGAUGAGAGCAGGAAGCGCUGGCAGGGGGAGGAGUGUGUCUGUGGAGAGCAGGAGGAGUCGGUGCUCUUCAGAAGGAUCAGUAGCUGAGUUUGAGGAGCUUGCUAAGCCUCUAAAUAGCAGAGGAAGGAAACUGGCAUACAAUGGUCCAGCUGUGGCCAGAGGACGCCACAUAAACAAAAAGCCAAUGUGUAGCACCCCAGCCCAGAGGAUGAGAGGGGCAGACACAUCUAUUGAGACGGGUGCUGACCUGUCAGAGAUUGACGCUCGACUCCAGGCCCUGCAGGACUACAUGCGGGAUCUUGACACUGGACGUUAAUCUCGGUGGAUUCAACUGUUGAUCUAGGCUUUUUGCACAAAGACUGAAAACUUGGACAAUCAUUUCUUUUAAACACUGUGUACAGAUGUGUCUGUAUCGUAGUCAUUCAUACUAAUGAGACUUUGUUUCCUUUACCCCAAAUGUAACUUUUGGGCUUGACUCAAAAUGCAGUUACAGUGGUUUUGUGAAGGGGGUUCUUGAGACCGUUGCCAUAUCAGACUUGAAGUAAACCAGAAGUGUCCCAAAGUAUGACCUCAGGAUAUACCAUUUUUAACACAUUCCUGUGUACAUUUUUAUUAAUUAGUGUUUGUUUGGCCAUUGUUAUUUUGUUUUGGGGUUUUUUUAAUAUGUGUUAGUGUCUGUUUUAUGUCCAUUUUAGAUGCUCUCAUAUUUUGUUGUCGUGAGAAACUGAAAAACAAAGCUUUUUUUCUAUAUACAUACAUAAAAGGAUUUUGCAGUACA
This is a messenger RNA of Puntigrus tetrazona (Sumatra barb), 2317 nucleotides long. RefSeq names its product coiled-coil domain containing 61 (gene ccdc61). Lineage: Eukaryota; Metazoa; Chordata; Actinopteri; Cypriniformes; Cyprinidae. The record is from RefSeq and is a predicted model, not a curated record. The transcript has 13 exons. Gene Ontology annotation, cellular component: centrosome. The coding region runs from base 320 to 1855 and encodes 511 amino acids.